AGCUCCGCUUUCGCGCCGUACCAGGCCGAGUUUUCUCUCGCGCUCUAGGACGGGGAGGAGCCCUGGCCCAGUAGGAAGCAAGCGGGGGGGCGUGCCCGCGUGCUCGGCCCGGAUUGGCCGCUGGGAGCAGCGCGGGAUUUGGCGGGAGCUUCGGGAGCUGCGCCGGCGCAGUGAGCGGUGGGCUGAGAUGGCCCCGCCGAGGCAAGUUCGGGGCACGGGUACGAGAUAUUCAAAGAACACUAUAGGAAGAACACAUUCCACGAAAGAUGAAGCUGGCCAAAAGCACAAGCCUACCGAUGUAUUUGAUUUUCCUAAUAAUUCUGGGAUCUCAAGCAUCAGCAGGCUGGGUGAAAAUGAGAAAGACGAAGAACCCUAUGAAACCUUUGACCCUCCUUUACACAGCACUGCUAUAUACGCUGAUGAGGAAGACUUCUCCAAGCACUGUGGGUCAUCUCUCCCCUCAAGUCCUCAAGGAAAAGGAGCAAAAAGAAGUUCGGACACUUCUGACGUUGAAGCCAGUGAAAAUGAGUCUGUAAAAAUUAGUGCCAAAAAGCCAGGAAGAAAACUCAAGCCCAUUAGUGAUGAAUCUGAAAGCACUGAAGAAAGUGAUGUAAGAAGAAAAGUUAAACCAGCAGAGAACAUAAGUACACAACGUGAAGCUGUUUCAGCGACAGCAUCUUCAGAACCUUCAGAGAAGCCAGCUGAAUCGGUCACGCUUAAAAAGGUGGGACCCCUUGGUGCCAAGCCCUCUGUUGAAAAAGAGACCCUGGAAACAGAAAGUCAACUGAAAACUCAGAAAAAGAAGAUGUUUCGUGGCAAAAGGAAGAAACCAAGAAGUGAAGCCACAGACUUGGAUACUUCCGACUGUGUACCUAUCUGGUGUUUAAAAGAAAAGAAAACCAGUGACAUCAUGGAGUUAGAUGUCGUUUUGUCUGCAUUUGAGAACAUCCUCCUAGAGUAUAAACAAAAAACAGAGUCUAGAAUUUGUAAGGAAGCCAUCAACAAAUUUCGUUCUAAUUUGAAAGAAGAACUCAUCAAAAUGCUUAAAGAAGUCCAGAUGUUGAAAACGCUGAAAAGGAAGAACACUAAGAUGAUCUCAGAUAUCGAAAAGAAAAGGCAACGUUUGAUUGAAGUCCAGGAUGAACUGCUUCGGUUAGAACCAGAGCUGAAACAACUACAAAUAAAGUAUGAUGAACUAAAGGAGAGAAAAGCUUCCCUUAGGAAUGCAGCGUAUUUCUUGUCUAAUUUAAAACAGCUUCAUCAAGAUUAUUCAGAUAUUCAAGAGAAAGAACCAAAUGUAAAGGAAACGUAUGAUUCAUCCAGCCUUCCAGCUCUGCUAUUCAAAGCAAGACCGCUUUUGGGAGCUGAAAACCAUCUGCAAAAUAUCAACUAUCAAUUAGAGAAGCUCCUUGACCAGAAAUGAGACCAGUCUACUAAAGUGUGCACAUACAAAGAUUAG
Physeter macrocephalus (sperm whale) is the source of this 1459-nucleotide messenger RNA. It is a transcript of the gene CENPU, whose product is annotated as centromere protein U. Lineage: Eukaryota; Metazoa; Chordata; Mammalia; Artiodactyla; Physeteridae. The coding region runs from base 188 to 1423 and encodes 411 amino acids. The record is from RefSeq and is a predicted model, not a curated record. Gene Ontology annotation, cellular component: nucleus. The transcript has 13 exons.